This is a messenger RNA of Archocentrus centrarchus (flier cichlid), 1380 nucleotides long. It is a transcript of the gene nup35, whose product is annotated as nucleoporin 35. The record is from RefSeq and is a predicted model, not a curated record. Gene Ontology annotation, molecular function: structural constituent of nuclear pore; nucleic acid binding; phospholipid binding. Gene Ontology annotation, biological process: nuclear pore organization; NLS-bearing protein import into nucleus. The coding region runs from base 279 to 1166 and encodes 295 amino acids. The transcript is spliced from 9 exons. Lineage: Eukaryota; Metazoa; Chordata; Actinopteri; Cichliformes; Cichlidae. Gene Ontology annotation, cellular component: nuclear membrane; nuclear pore nuclear basket; nuclear pore central transport channel.
GCUGUAGCGCUUCGAGUUUAGCACCAGCGUUUCGCCCAGGAGGUCUGAGUUCCAGAAACAGUCCGCAGCGGACUGAAAGGGCCGAUUUUAAAGCGCUCGGCUUUAACUGUUUGCAUUCUCAAACACAGCACUCGGGUUUAGGCGCGUUUCUUGUUCAUUAACAAUCAAUAAUAGUUACAAAUAGGUUAGCUCUGCUAGCCGGUUAGCCGGCUGUCAGCCCUAUCCCCAGCGUCACUUCCUACUUUUGAAAAUCGCGGCCAGAAAGGAAAGAAGCAGAGAUGGAGUUACAAGUGGGUUCAGAGCCGAUGACCCUGGGCUCUCCGACCUCUCCUAAGCCAACCUCUGGGGCUCAGUUUCUGCCCGGUUUCCUGAUGGGUGACCUGCCAGCUCCAGCUAGCCCACAGCCCCGCCCCUUCAGCCUGGCCUCACCAAUUGCCGAUAGCACAAGCACACAUCGAGGAGGUGGAAGAGGUUCCGCCUUGCAGCCUGUUGUCCCCACACCCAAAGACAAGAGUGGAGCCCCACCUGUUCGCAGUAUCCAUGAUGACCUGGUUACUGUAGCAACACCUCUCACUGCACACAGACAGUCCUUCCCGGUCAUGCAGUCUCCUGUGGCAGCACGUCAGGCCUCCACUCCAGGAACAGGUAUGCAGCAGAUGUGCCUGUCUCCAGCUCAGGUGGACCCAUUCUACACUCAGGGAGAGUCUUUGUCAUCUGACGACCAGCUGGACCAGACCUGGGUCACAGUGUUUGGUUUCCCUCCGGCCUCAGCUUCCUACAUCCUGCUGCAGUUCGCUCAGUACGGAAACAUCCUCAAACACACGAUGGCGUCUCCUGGGAACUGGAUGCACCUUCAGUAUCAGUCCAGACUUCAGGCCAGGAAAGCUCUGUCUAAAGACGGAAAGGUGUUCGGUGACUCCAUCAUGGUGGGAGUCAAACCCUGCAUAGACAAGAGCGUGAUGGACAGCAGUGAGGCUGUCUCUACUCCCGUCUCCUCUUCCUUCUCCUCCUCCGUCCUCCCUUCCACCCCUCGCUCCGCUAUCAGGCCACUCAGCACCACCUACAGGAACUCAGGCAGUGACUACCAGGUGGUAGCAGAUAGACAGACGCCCAGGAAGGAUGACAGCUUUGUUUCCAAGGCGAUGGAGUACAUGUUUGGGUGGUGACACAGCACAACACACCACGAGAUGUCUGCAGCUUCAGAAGAGAGAGGACAGUUGAUGGGCAGAGAGAUAAACUGAGUCACUACACUCUGUCUGUGUGUGUGUGUGUGUGUGUGUGUGUGUGUGUGUGUGCGUGUGUGCGUGUGUGCGUGUGUGUGCUAAAAUGCAGGAUGUUUUUGUUGCUCUCUUCUUUUAUAGUCACUGUUUUUUAAUCUUU